AGCACCGCGGUCUCGGCGGCACAGGAUGGCGGAGGAGAGCGGCGUCUGCAGCUUUGUGUUCAAGAAGCGGGUCCGGGCCGCGGGCAGCGGCCGGCGAAAACGGCCCGGCAGCGACCAGGAGCGGGAGAGCAGCGGGGAGGAGGGCAGCACCGUGGUGCGCAAGGAGCGGCGGCGGGACACCCCCAACCCCAUGAUCCAGAAGACCAGGCGCUGCACGAGGGAGAGGCCGGAGUACGCGCCGAGCAGCAGCGAGGAUGAGGAUCCUGCCAAGGAGAUCGGGGUCACCUACAAAUCCACCAGGUCGGCGAAACCUGUUGGCCCAGAAGACAUGGGAGCCACAGCAGUGUAUGAACUGGACACAGAGAAGGAGAAGGAUGCCCAGGCCAUCUUUGAGCGCAGCCAGAAAAUCCAGGAGGAGCUGAGAGGAAAGGAAGACGAUAAAAUUUACCGUGGCAUUAACAACUACCAGAAGUAUGUGAAGCCCAAGGACACAUCGAUGGGAAAUGCCUCCUCAGGAAUGGUGAGGAAGGGCCCCAUCCGUGCUCCGGAGCACCUGCGGGCCACGGUGCGCUGGGACUACCAGCCCGACAUCUGCAAGGACUACAAAGAGACCGGGUUCUGCGGCUUCGGGGACAGCUGCAAGUUCCUGCACGACCGCUCGGACUACAAGCACGGCUGGCAGAUCGAACGGGAGCUGGACGAGGGCCGCUACGGCGUCAACGAUGACGAAAACUACGAGGUGAGCAGUGAUGAGGAGGACAUGCCUUUCAAAUGCUUCAUCUGCAGAGGUUCCUUCAAGAACCCCGUGGUCACCAAGUGUCGGCACUACUUCUGUGAGAGCUGUGCCCUGCAGCACUAUCGCAAAUCCCAGCGCUGCUACGUCUGUGACAAGCAAACCAACGGCGUCUUCAACCCUGCAAAAGAGCUCAUGGCAAAACUGGAAAAACACAAAGGGGAGGAAGAAGAGGAGCAACAGUCAGACCAAGAAGGGGAUCCACAGUAGCAGAACACAUUUUGUACAUAACUGAAUAAAGUUUUUGUAGGAGGAAAAAAAA
Haemorhous mexicanus (house finch) is the source of this 1055-nucleotide messenger RNA. RefSeq names its product E3 ubiquitin-protein ligase RNF113A-like. NCBI's taxonomy places the organism in Eukaryota, Metazoa, Chordata, Aves, Passeriformes, Fringillidae. The transcript is spliced from 10 exons. Gene Ontology annotation, cellular component: U2-type spliceosomal complex. The coding region runs from base 26 to 1003 and encodes 325 amino acids. The record is from RefSeq and is a predicted model, not a curated record. Gene Ontology annotation, biological process: snoRNA splicing. Gene Ontology annotation, molecular function: metal ion binding.